Messenger RNA from Brassica oleracea var. oleracea, 1066 nucleotides. Its product is annotated as probable LRR receptor-like serine/threonine-protein kinase At2g28960. NCBI's taxonomy places the organism in Eukaryota, Viridiplantae, Streptophyta, Magnoliopsida, Brassicales, Brassicaceae. The record is from RefSeq and is a predicted model, not a curated record. The transcript has 3 exons. Bases 11 to 676 code for a protein of 221 amino acids.
CAACUUGAAUAUGGAAUACCAUCGCAAACUGUUGCUGGCGUGGAGCUUCGGGGCUUUUGUUAUUAUACAUCUUGUUCAAGCUCAACCUGAUCAACAAGGAUUUAUCAGUUUGGACUGUGGUUUAUCCCCUAGUGAGUCUCCUUAUACCGACCCUGUAACCGGAUUAAUAUUCUCAUCUGAUGCCGACUUCAUCCAAAGCGGUAAGCGCGGUGAAGUUGGGGAUGAUGAGAUCAGCUAUACCUACAAGCAGUUCAAGGAUCUGAGAUAUUUUCCAGAUGGAGUCCGAAACUGUUAUAAUCUGACAGUAAACAAGGGAAUCAGCAAUCUAAUUAGGGCUGGGUUCUCAUAUGGAAAUUAUGAUGGCCUUAAUAUAUCUCCUAGAUUUCAUAUGCACAUAGGGCCAAAUAUGUGGACUUCAGUGGUUGUGGGAUCCGAAAGUUAUCGUGAAAUCAUAUACAUGUCAAAGUCAAACUUAUUGCAGAUUUGUCGUGUCGAGACGGGAGAAACUAUACCAAUGAUAUCAACCUUGGAACUACGACCAUUAAGAAAUGACUCUUACAUGACGCAAUUCGGUCCCUUGGACCUAAUUUUUAGGCGGACAUAUACAAGCGAUACAUUCGGUUAUAUACGAUAUCCCGAUGAUGUCCUUGAUCGCAUAUGGGAUCGGUAUAACUGAUUUGAAACAGAUGUAAACACAACUCUCAACGUAACAUCCUUUAAUCCUUUUGAAUUACUCCUAGGAAUUCGAGCAGCCCACUAUUCUUUUACGCGUCUCCGAAGGAAAAAAGUGAAAAAAUUAAUGUAUACUUUCAUUUUGCCGAUAUCCAAGUCUUAAAAGCAAAUGAUACUAGGGAAUUUGACAUUUUGUUGGAUGGAACUGUUAUACGCAAAGCUUAUACUCCUAAAGUGUUACAAUCGGAAACAAUAUACAACAUAUCGCCACAGAAAUGCAUAAACUCCUGCGACUUGGACCUCGUACAAACUCAAAGAUCAACUCUUCCACCACUGAUUAAUGCUAUUGAGGCAUUCGAUGUUUUGGAAUUUCCAUUUGCUGAGACGAAUCAAA